CCCGAAACGGUGGGCAGCUCAAGCAGACACCGCCCGUGCAGUCCAACACGCACGGCUCGCGUAUAAAUACACUGCAGCAGGUGCCUGAACUGCUCGUCAUUCACAAGUUCCCAGACCAAAGUACUCCAUCCGGUUCCUUCGAUCUGGUUCUGUUCGUUCCUGGAGGCUCGGCUUCCGAGGCAAGGAAGCACAGGCUGCUUGCGAUGGCGGGGGGAGGGAAGGUGUACUCGUUCCAAGAGGUGCGGAAGCACAGCCAGCGCAAGGAUUGCUGGCUCAUCAUCUCCGGCAAGGUGUACGACGUGACGCCCUUCAUGGAGGAGCACCCGGGCGGCGACGAGGUCCUGCUGGCGUGCACCGGCAAGGACGCGACGGCCGACUUCGAGGACAUCGGCCACUCGGACGCCGCCAAGGAGCUGAUGCCGCAGUACUGCAUCGGGGAGGUCGACGCCGCCACCAUCCCGGCCAAGCUCGCACACGCCGUCCUCCCCGCCAAGGGGGCAGCGGCGGCUCCGGCGCCACGCGCGAGCACGGGCCAGGGCGUCUGGCUAACGGUGCUGCAGCUCGCCCUGCCCCUCCUGCUGGUGGCCAUGGCCUUCGCGCUUCAGAACUUCGCCAAAACCAAAACAGAGUAGAUGAGGAGAAAGGACGGAUACCGUCGCGGAUACCGGCCUGCGGCCUCUUGGAAGUAUCUGCACGUCCAACCAGUUGAUGUCAACAUCUCUACCGCUGCAAUCGUUGUGGUUCCAUCUCCCCUAUGUGUACUGACGUAAUUAUUGGUGGAAUUCAUAUACUCCCUCCGUCUAGGUGAACAAGUCAUCUUAGGUUGUGCACCGUGACCAAAGAGAAAGGGAAAACGAGAGUACUUAAUGUUCA
Messenger RNA from Triticum aestivum (bread wheat), 873 nucleotides. RefSeq names its product cytochrome b5. The record is from RefSeq and is a predicted model, not a curated record. The transcript has 3 exons. Bases 204 to 632 code for a protein of 142 amino acids. Gene Ontology annotation, cellular component: intracellular membrane-bounded organelle; membrane. Gene Ontology annotation, molecular function: heme binding. NCBI's taxonomy places the organism in Eukaryota, Viridiplantae, Streptophyta, Magnoliopsida, Poales, Poaceae.